AUGUACGAUGAAAAAGGCAGCGCUUAUCCCGGGACAAAGUUGAGAAGGGAACUCACAGAUGUGAUUGAUCUUUCAAGGUUUAAAAAAUUAAAGUAUUUAUGGCUUCAUUAUAACAAGCUCAAUGGGAUAACAUUUCUAACUAGAAACUAUUGCCUGACAGAAUUAUAUCUAAACAACAAUGCAAUAUUUGAGAUAACAGGUCUGCACAGUUUGCGAUCAUUGCAUAUCCUCAUGUUGCACCACAAUGAACUCACCAGCCUCGAGGGUACAGUGAAGGAACUGAAGGGGAUGUUAAAUCUGAAGAUCCUGACUCUCUAUCAGAACCCUUUGUGCCAAUAUAACUUGUACCGUUUACACAUAAUCUACCAUCUGCCGGGAGUGGAAUUUCUUGACAGAAAUCAUGUUACAGAAAAAGAAAGAAGAUCAAUGAUUGCCAUUUUUAACCAUGAAAAAUCACAUAUUCUCCAAUCAAUUGCAUUUGGAGGAAAAGUUGAUGUCUCCUGGAAUACCACACCACCAGUUAAACCAAAACCAACCCAGCAUCUACCUUCAGAUUUCACAUUUGCCAACAAUGUAGACAAAACUACGUUUGCUAACCCCGAAGAUGCUGUUUUCGUGAGGGCCAUGAAGAGAUCAGUGAUGGCUUUUACCUCUGUGAACUGGGACACAGUCCCCACACGAGAUGAAAAAGACCUGCAGGAGGAAGAUGCAGGGCCUGCUCAAAUGCUCACAAUUACACUGCGAUAA
Echinops telfairi (small Madagascar hedgehog) is the source of this 747-nucleotide messenger RNA. RefSeq names its product leucine rich repeat containing 72 (gene LRRC72). The record is from RefSeq and is a predicted model, not a curated record. Gene Ontology annotation, molecular function: protein binding. The transcript has 8 exons. Bases 1 to 747 code for a protein of 248 amino acids. NCBI's taxonomy places the organism in Eukaryota, Metazoa, Chordata, Mammalia, Afrosoricida, Tenrecidae.